Messenger RNA from Paramecium sonneborni, 2776 nucleotides. NCBI's taxonomy places the organism in Eukaryota, Ciliophora, Oligohymenophorea, Peniculida, Parameciidae. The record is from the annotation of a GenBank genome assembly.
AUGAUAUAGUCUGAAUAAACAGUUAUUAGAUUAUCUUAAAUAAGAAUUUAUAAUACUGAUUCUAAAUUAAGAGGAUUACUAGCUUUUUAUUUUAUGGAUUCUUUUGUUGAUACCUCUAUAGAUUCUUUAUUGAUUUAAUAAAAUAAUUGUGGAAAGUUGGCUUGUUUAAUUUUUCAAAAUUCCAAUAAUUAUAGAAUACUUUAGAGUAAAUAAGAUUUUCUUUUAAAAUAGGUUUAUGAUCUGAAGUUAUCCAAAUAUCCGAAAUUCUUGCUAUUUUUUUUUAAAUAAAAAUUUACAUUUUUUAUUUAAAAUCAUUACCACAGAUGAAUAAUUUUGGAUAUGAAGGUACUUGCUUAUUUAUUUCAAAUUUGAACACUUUAAUAAAAUCAUCAGUAUUUAAACACAAUGAAGCUAACAUUUAGGGUGGUGCAAUUACAAUCAUAGGAAAUUAAAAAUUUGUUUUAGUUGAAUCAAUUAUUACAAAUAACACUGCAAAUUUUGGAGGAGGAUUGUCUAUUAAUCUUUAAAAAACCAAUCAAUUUUAUUCGUCAAAGAAUUUUAUAGAUUUAAAGACUGCUAAACUAUUUGGAAAUAAUUAUGCUUAAAUUCCAUCCUAAUAUAACAAUCCCUUUUAAACACAAUUACAGGAUUAGAAAAAGUUUAAAUUAUUAAAACAGAAAAUUUGCUUAUUGAAUAGAUUGUAAUAAAACCGUAUAAGAUUUUCAAAGAUUAAGAUACUGAUACUUUUUACGAACCAAAUGGCUAGCCAUUAUCUAAAUAUGAGUAUUUUGAUUGGGCUUAACUGAAAUAUUUUAAAUAUAAUAUGCAUUUUAGAAUAAAAGCGCUAGAUCAAUAUAAUAAUUAAUAGUAUAAUUUAGACAAUUCAACUUGUGAUAUAACUGAUAGAAUAUUUGAUUCUAAUAAUUAAAAUAAAUUUACAUCAAAUUUCACUAAUAUUCCAAGAGUUGUUUUUAAUAGUUCUGACUACAAUUUAGAUGAUUUAGUUGUCUUUUUAGAUGAUUAAUUAAAUUCGACAUUAUAACUCCAAUUUAAUUGUACUUCUGUUUCUAUUCCAAUUUAUAAUGAUAAUUUAGAAUAAUAAUUGAAUAUCACAAUAACUAUUUUCUUCUUAUAAAUUUAAAGACUUUGCCUUGUUAGUUUGGAGAAAUAAAGAAUUAAACAACAGGUAUUUGUAUCGUUUGUAAUGCCACCUAAGGAUAGUAUUCUCUUAUAAUUAACUCUAAUAAAUGCUCUAUUAUGGAUGAAUUAGAAGUGGAUGAAGUUACUUCUGCAAAAUUGAAAAUAAAAUAAGGAUUUUGGAGACCUUAUUUAUUUUAAUACUGAUAAUAUUUAGGGGUGUAUUAACUUAGUUGAAAAUUGUAUUGGAGGAUGGGAAGUGGGUGAUACAUCAUGUUUUUUAGGGUUAGGACAUUACUCAACCAGUAAUUAAUAUUAAUGUGGACCUUGUACUGAUUAAGAAUUAAAUGCUAUUUUAAUUAUUCUUAUUAGCAUUUGGUAAAAAUUUUAAGUAUUUUUUAGGACAAUAAUUUCUGUAUUAAUAUCAAUUAGAAGUAUAAGAUUCCCAAGCAGGAGUUUUAAUUAAGAUGUUAACUAAUCAUUUACAAGUAGUUUCUACAAUUACAACUUUUAAAUUUAAAUUACCUCAAUAUCUAAAUAAUGCAAUAUGCUUUUUAAUUGUCAUAUUUUCUUUUGAUAUUCAUUAUUCAAGAAUGAUAUGGUAAUUAUAUUUACCUUUAAUUUUAUCACUUUAUUUUUAGGAUUCUUUUUUAUAGGAGUUUUAUUCAAUUACUUAAGUUAUAAAGUAAGUGUUAUCAUUACAACUUUUUUAUAUUUGUACAUUUAUGCUUAACCUUCUUUGAUUGGAGGAUUUUUAUAGUUAAUUUCUUUUCGUUAGAUUUCUGGUUUCAAAUGGAUUUAAGCUGAUGUUGCAUAUAGAUAUGAUACUAAUUCACAUUACUUUUGGUUGACAACCUUUUGUCUUUAAUUAAUAUUGAUAAUUGCUAUUUUGAUUCCAAUAAUUUUAUAUUUAGGAAUGUACUUCAACAAAGCUAAAUUGAACACAAAAGUUAUGAGAUAGCGUCUUGGUUAUUUGUACAACGAGUACAAUAAAAUUUUUCAAAAAGAAUUAAUCAUCAUCUUCCUAACUUAUUAUGAUGAAUUUAUCAUUAAAAAAGGUAUUCUAGUAUUCCUAACAGUUCAUAUUUAUGAGAAACUAAAUAAAAAAAAUUAACCAUAUAGUUCAAUAAAAUUAAAUAAAUUGGAUGCUUUUUCAGCAUAAGUUUGUUAAAUAUCAAUUAUUUUAGGACUUGAAAUAUAUAUAGAAUAAAUAAAUGAUAUAUUUGAGUUUCAAAUUCCUUUUGUGAUUAUGCUUGCUUAUCUUAAUAUCCAUUUUUUAUUAAAAUUAUUAUUUGAAAUUAUAAGCUAAUACUUAAGAACCUUUGAAGUGUACCUUGAUUCUAUAAGAGACAUUAUAAGGAAGAAAGCUCCUUGGACAUUAAAAUAUAGUUUUUUAAAGAAAUGGCUUAUAAAUAGAUAACAGCAAAAGGUGAGAGUUCUCAAGAAAUUCAAAGUAUUAAAAAAAUAUUUGCUCAUAAAAGCCAAACAAAUCAGACAAAUUAAAUGCUAAAAUAGCAUUUUUAAUGACGAAGAGAUUAAAAAAAUCAUGAAUUUUAAAGCUUUAUAGAAAUAAUUGGUACUAUUGGAUAAUCCUAAUUAAUAUCAAUGCUAAAUAUCUGAUAUUAGAUAGUAAAAUUGA